Pelmatolapia mariae (spotted tilapia) is the source of this 2973-nucleotide messenger RNA. RefSeq names its product polymerase (DNA-directed), delta 3, accessory subunit (gene pold3). Lineage: Eukaryota; Metazoa; Chordata; Actinopteri; Cichliformes; Cichlidae. The record is from RefSeq and is a predicted model, not a curated record. The transcript is spliced from 12 exons. The coding region runs from base 63 to 1406 and encodes 447 amino acids. Gene Ontology annotation, biological process: DNA synthesis involved in UV-damage excision repair; DNA strand elongation involved in DNA replication; nucleotide-excision repair, DNA gap filling. Gene Ontology annotation, molecular function: DNA-directed DNA polymerase activity. Gene Ontology annotation, cellular component: nucleus; delta DNA polymerase complex.
UGCUUUCCCGCGCAGUUAAAUUGGAACAGCAAGUCGUCUGCUUUCAAGGAGAAUAAAACAAAAUGGAUGAGCUUUAUUUGGAUAAUAUUGACGAAUACGUCAAUGACCAUAAUAAAAUAGUAACCUAUAAAUGGCUGAGUCUCACUCUUGGAGUUCAUGUCAACACAGCAAAACAAAUGCUCUACCAUUACCUGGAUCACAAGAGGAACGAGAGUUCAGCUCAGCUGCAUGCCACCUACCUUGUAUCAGGGAAAUUUGUGGACAACGGUCAAACGAGUCACAAGGUGUCUGUUGUGAGGGAGGACCAGCUGGAAGAUUUCAAAGCCAAGAUGAGCUUGGUAGUCAGCGUGCACGUCUACAGCGUCCAGAAAGCGUUGCUUAAAGACAGCGGCCCACUUUACGCUGUGGACUACGACGCUGUGAAAGACAAUCUUAAAAACUGCAGCAGAUACAGCGCGAUCCGCUGUGCCAGCGCAGUUCCCAUGUCUUCUGUGGAGCUGCAUCAGGCGAGGGAAGUCCAGCAAGCUCCUACACCUGAGCCUGAAAACAAAAAGGCUGGCAUGAAUGGAGACACCAGCCCAGUUUUAAAAUCAUCCGCCAAGGCUCCAAAGGGCAUUAUGGGAAUGUUUGCUAACAAAUCUGCUCCUAAGAGUCAGGAUAACACCAAAGAGAUGAAGCCUGAAAAGAAAGAGGAUGCACAUGAUAUCGAAGCACCCAAAAGCAAACCAGUCGCAAAAGCCAAUCCAGUGGCAAACUUCUUUGGGACUCAAACAUCAAAGAAGCCGGAGAAACCCGUGAAGGAGGAGGAAGCACCUCAGUCAUCUUCCAGAGCAGCGCAGCAGCAUGAAAGGUCAAAACCAGAGGAAAAGCAAGAAACCGUUGCUCCAGUGGAGCCACAAAAAGACACAAAGAAAGACUCCAGAAGCAAAACUAAGCGGCUAGAAGAUUCUGACGGUGAAGAGGAGAAGAUGGAGAAGAAAAAGAGGAGGAGGAUCAAGAAACCAGAGCCAGACAGCAGUGAUGAAGAUGUUAUUCCAGACUCUCCACAGCCAGUCGUGACAAGAGAACCAUCAUCACCAAGUCCUAAAAAGGAGGUUGAACCUGAUAGACAUUCUCAUCCGAGCAGUUCUGAAAUGAAAAUAAGGAAGAGAAGACGAGUCAUGAAGUCAAAUACCUUUGUGGACGAUGAUGGAUGCAUGGUGACAGAAAAAGGCUACGUGAGUGAAUCUUACUCUGAAUCCGAAGAUGAUUUUAAACCCGCCAAACAAGCUUCAAGAGAUCCCAUUAAAGCAAAACCAUCAUCAAGUAGCAAAGAGGAUGAGAAGAAAACUCAAAAGAAAGCAUCAGCAAACUCAAAUAAGGGAACUAAACAAGCUUCCAUAAUGGGAUUUUUCCAGAAGAAAUAACAAAUGGUGAUGGGUGCAUUCAGUAGCACUAAGGACAAACGAGCACUGCUGUAGACUUCCUGUAAUGAGACUAUGGCGUAUCUGAAAUCAGCUGAAACAAUUCAGAACACUUGACAAAUGGACUUCAACACAUGGACAUUAAAAAUUACAUUUUAGUUUCUCCGUUUUAUGAAUACAUGUCCAACUCAAUAAACAUUAAAAAAUUAAAUGUGUGUUUUUAACUUUCAGAAAUGUAAAACCAUCACAAGCCUGAAAAUCUGAACACAUUAAGCAAACCACAUUUUCAUGGAAUUCACCAUUCUGUCGUUUUUUUUCUUCCUCUGUUCACGUCAAAGACUCCACCUGUUACUGCAGUAGCAAAUUGAGUUUUUAUUAUUAUGCCUCCCUUUUAAUAUAUGAUAUCACCAAACCAGGGAGUUGUUUGUAUUUGGGUUUUUUUCUUAAUUGUAGUUGAUCAUCUAUUGCUAGCACUACCAAAACCUCAUCAGAAAUGGUCUCAAUCAAAGGGUGGUUGUCAGGAUGCCAUUCUUACGGAAAUCUGAAGAAAAGGCUUAUGUAUGGCAAAUUCCACAAGACCUGGACUAAAAAUCAGUUGCUACAGGUCUUACGGAGUAAUUCUAAAUUUGAGAUUUUUGUUUCUAGUGAGUGGGGCUCAGGAGAGCGGUAUGACAGUGAGUGUCUACAGCCAUCUAUAAAGCAGGGUAGAGGCUCUGUCAUGGUUUGGGCUGCAUUUCAGCCCGUGGUGUGAAGAAUCUUGAUGAGCUGAUGAAAUUAUAAACAUGGAAAAGUAGAGUUCCAGAAUAAAGAUGGUCAUAUGAACUACAGACUUGCAAGCUGGUAACAAGUGUGCAAACUCUGUUUUUUGUCUCAUAUAUUACAUUUCCAUCUUGCCCAUGUUUCAGCCAAUAACUGCACCUAUUUCACAUUUUCCUAAUAAUAGACAAAGAGAUGAGGGACAUCUUAUUACUUUUGCACAGUGCUAUAGGCACAUAGCAAGAAUAUAUUACUUUACUGAUCUUUAUUUCAAGUUUUCUCUGAUUUGUCUACAUUUUGCAUUUUGUGUGUAUCUAAAAGAUUUUUGGACAGUUAUUGAGUAAAUUAUUUGUCAUCUUUUUUUAAGUUAAGAACCUUAGAUCUAGUUUACUGACCUUUUUUAUUUCCCUCAUUGUACGUCCUCAAUUCUACUCCUCAGCUCCUCUCCUAAUGGAUGCUUCAGUAAUUUUGUCAAAUCACUGAUUCCUUUAAAAUGAGCACCUUUCAGGCUCAUUUUAAACUAUGACAUUUGACACAACUGAUCCUAAACUAUUAUAAGCACUACUUUUAAUAAAACUUUCUAAUUAAGGUGCAUCAAGUGUGACAAUAGUUAGUGCAAACAAUGAAAAACAGAAAGGUUGAUUAUUCUAAACAGCUGUAACAUGAGUAAAAAAUGAAAGAGUAAUUCUGGUUUCUUUAGUCCAGCUGUGUUCCACACCUCCUUUAUCCCUUGAAUGUAAAAGCACUUCUACACACCUGCACAUCCUUGGUCAUCCCCUCAAGCAAGCUUCCCCUGUCCUCUUGACUCAGAAAC